Messenger RNA from Chinchilla lanigera (long-tailed chinchilla), 1835 nucleotides. RefSeq names its product torsin family 3, member A (gene Tor3a). The coding region runs from base 18 to 1223 and encodes 401 amino acids. The record is from RefSeq and is a predicted model, not a curated record. Lineage: Eukaryota; Metazoa; Chordata; Mammalia; Rodentia; Chinchillidae. Gene Ontology annotation, cellular component: nuclear envelope; endoplasmic reticulum lumen. The transcript has 6 exons. Gene Ontology annotation, molecular function: ATP binding; ATP hydrolysis activity.
GGACGCGGGGUCCGGCCAUGCCGCCCAGCUCGCGCCGCGCGCCGGGGUUCAGCCUCCUGCUCCUCCCGCUGCUCCUGCUGCUCCCGGGCGCGCCGGGGGUCCGCGCAGAGAGGCGGUGGGAGGGCGCCGACGAGGCGGGCUCGGCCUGGGGCUGGCUCGGCCUCCAGCGCCUGCGGGAGCGGCUGAGUGUGGCCGGUGCCCUCUCCAGGCGGUACUGGGCGCUCGUGGGCUGCCAGGUGUGGCCGGAAGACUGUGAGGAGGAUGGCGAGGCUGCGGCGGGCCGCCUGGGCCAGACCCUUAUCCAGUUGGGCCGGAGGUCCCUGGAUACCCUGACCACGUGGUACUGCAGCUUCCAGGACUGCUGCAAUGGUGGCGACUGCAGGAUCUCCAACGACUUUUCAGGCUUGGAUUCAGACCUGAGCGUGCGACUGCACGGCCAGCAUCUGGCCCGAGAGCUGGUCUUAAGAACAGUGAGAGGCUACUUGGAGAUGCCCCAGCCACACAAGGCCCUGGCACUCUCAUUCCAUGGCUGGUCUGGCACGGGCAAGAACUUCGUGGCGCGGAUGGUGGCGGAGAACCUGUAUCGGGACGGGCUGAAGAGUGACUGUGUCAAGAUGUUCAUUGCCACAUUGCAUUUCCCACACGCGCAGUACGUGGACGAGUACAAGGAGCGGCUGACGGACCAAAUCCAGGGGACGGAGCAGCGCUGCCACCAGAGCCUGUUCAUCUUUGACGAGGCUGAGAAGCUGCACCCGGAGCUGCUGGAGCUCCUUGGACCACACUUGGAACGCCAGGCUCCUGAGGGCCACCUCUCUGAGUCUCCAAGAACCAUCUUCCUCUUCCUCAGUAACCUUGGAGGCAAUGUCAUCAACGAGGUGGUUCUGAAUUUGCUUAAGGCUGGACAGGCCCGGGAAGAGAUUACAAUGGGACACUUGGAGCCCCACCUCCAGGCUGAAAUUACCAAGUCCAUAGAGAGUGGCUUGGGCCGCAGCCGUCUUGUGCAGGAAAACCUGAUUGACUUCUUUGUCCCUUUCCUGCCCCUGGAGUACCGUCACGUGAGGCUGUGUGCACGGGACGCUUUCCAGAGCCAGGAGCUCCUGUACACAGAAGAGAACCUGGAUGAAGUUGCCAAGAUGAUGACGUAUGUUCCCAGGGAGGAGCAACUCUUUUCUUCCCAGGGAUGCAAAUCUAUUUCCCAGAGAAUUAGCUACUUCCUGCCUUGAAGGCUCAAUGAAGACUUCUGAAGAUGCCUUGCUCCACUAACAAAACUCUGGGACCUGCCAGGUCACUAGCUGGCAUCCAGCAAAGGCUAACGCACAACUAGGGUACAAAAGGAAAGGCUUACAUCCGAAGCAGAGUCAGCUCUUAAUGUCGUUUGGUGCCUUAAAGACCCACUCCAAAACGUGGGCCUGGAAGCUGGAACAGCCAGAGGAAGAUGGGCAGAUUCCAAGGGCAUGCUCAGCCCUAUGAUGGUCUCGUCAGCACUGGAGCUCUUACGGGCAGAUGGCUGGCUUGGGUUUUGAGCCCCGGAGGCUGCAAGAUUCUUGGUUUAGAGAAGAGAGGCGAAAGUAGUUCUGUGGCCUGCUGGAGGGGAGUAUAAUGAGUUUGCAAGCUAAGUGGGCUGCUUCUCAAGUUACUACCCUCAGAAAGCUGAGCAGCUUCUGUUUGUGAGCGGAUCAGCAGUUAUUAGGCUAAAGGGAAAAGUGCACAGAGGAAGAUACUUUAAAGACAUGUGUUGUUCUGGUCUGCAGAUUGAAAAAAAUAUUUUUAAAUUAGGGGCCUUGACAUACGUGAUUAUGUCAUACGAAAAAAUUAAAAUUUUGUUUUUUUAAAAA